Eucalyptus grandis is the source of this 1582-nucleotide messenger RNA. RefSeq names its product disease resistance protein RUN1. Lineage: Eukaryota; Viridiplantae; Streptophyta; Magnoliopsida; Myrtales; Myrtaceae. The transcript has 2 exons. The record is from RefSeq and is a predicted model, not a curated record. Bases 189 to 971 code for a protein of 260 amino acids. Gene Ontology annotation, molecular function: protein binding.
AAUGGCCAUCAAAUGUUCUUCCAACUAAUGUAUUCCAGAAGAAUUCAAAUCUCCUUCCAAAAUUACAAUGGCUUUCUUGGCAUAAUAUUCACCCAACAUUUGAGAUUGCAAAUUUCUCCGUAGAGAAUUUGAUUAUCCUUGAUCUAUCUCGGAGUGAAAUUACUCAUGAUUGGAAGGGGUGGAGCCACAUGAAGGUGAUUAAGAAUUUGAAAGUUCUGAAUUUGGACUAUUGCCAAUGCUUGAAGAGAACCCCCAACUUCUCAACUCAUUCAAAUUUAGAACAUUUGAUCCUAUCAAACUGUGACUCAUUAAUCAAAAUUGAUAGAUCAAUUUGUCAGUUGAAACGCUUGGUUUUCUUAGAUGUAAGCGGUUGUUGGAGUCUUCAGAGGCUGCCAAAUGAGCUGGGAGAUCUUGCAAGCCUCAAAUACCUAUCUCUAAGUGGAUGCUCGAGUUUGAAGAGGCUUCCGGAGACAAUCGGGAAUUUGGAAUCGCUGAUUGAGUUGAACAUAAGUUCCACGAGAAUCAAAGAACUACCCGAUUCCAUCAAAAAGUUGAAGAAUUUGAAAAUAGUGAAUAUCAAGUAUGGUGACAUAGGCAAAAUACACGAUACCUUUUGGACAAUGGAGAAACUUGAAAAAAUAACAAUCAUCCUGGAGGAUUAUCAUUACGGGGGUUUACACGUGAAAUUUGGUGAUUGCAUCUAUGAGAAUAAAUCCUUGAGGAUCUUGAGAUUGUCAGGAGUGGAAAUACACGCCCUACCAAGGCUUCCUGAAAGUCUCAUCGAAUUAGAAGUGGAGGAGUUGAGGGUGGACACGUUUCCGGAUCUCUCAAAUCUCGCUAACUUAAAGGUAUUGCAUCUAGGCUUUGGCCCACCUAAUUGUGAUGGGAAAUCUUAUGGGCUUCUGGAAGAACCGAUACCACGGUGGAUUGGGAACUUAAGCAAAUUGGAAUCUCUGAAACUCUCUUUUUAGGGGGACCGCCUCAUCGAUAGACCUCGAGCCUCCCUCCUCAUCCGCGUCGCCUCCCGAGGCUUCCCUCAAAUUUAUCCUCCUUACGUCUCUCGUGGUUGCGACUCACUUUGCUCGAUGGAUCUAUCGAAUUUGAGGAAACUAUCGUCUCUCGACGUUUGCUGCUCUGCAGUUGCAAAGAUUGAAGGCCUUGGUUGUUUGGAGAACCUACGAGAUUUGAACCUUCACAACGUCGGACAGCUGGCGAUGCUACCUGAUCUAAGCAAGUUAAACAAGCUAAGGCGUAUUAAAGUAUCGAUUGUGCGUAAUCUGGUUGAGAUUCAAGGCGAACUACCGCGGUUUUUGGAUGAACUUACAAUUGGUUCCCGUGAUUCGUUACAGGAGUUCCCCGAUCCGUUCAGCAUAAUGGGUAAGACACGUGUUUAUGUGUUUGUGCGUGCUGGCAAUCAGAUGUUUGAAUAUUUAAGUGGAAAUCGGUUGCAGCUUUCUGGCAUUAAACAUAUGCAGAUCCCUGAUCUAAGCAAUAUGGAUGGAAUAACACUUCUUAGAGUAAAAUCUUGUCAUAAUCUGGUUGAGAUUCAAGGCGAACUACCCCAAUCUUUGGAUUGUAACAU